Molecule: messenger RNA, 4437 nt
Organism: Drechmeria coniospora
Lineage: Eukaryota; Fungi; Ascomycota; Sordariomycetes; Hypocreales; Ophiocordycipitaceae
Product: condensin subunit Cut3
Exons: 2
Coding region: 1-4437 (1478 amino acids)
Biological process (GO): mitotic chromosome condensation
Cellular component (GO): chromosome
Molecular function (GO): protein binding; ATP hydrolysis activity; ATP binding
Source: RefSeq, a predicted model, not a curated record
AUGUCGGCCGCUACCCCCGUUCGGCCGUCACGACGCGCCGCAACAAGGCGAGCAGCCAUCAUCGAUUCCGACGAUGAGGACGAAAUAGCAAACACAACCAGAGCUCCCGUCGACGACGAGGAAGACUAUACCCCAGAACCGACGAGAAGCCCCCGACGGCGGACGACGCGGGGUCGUCUCUCCCUAGCCGCCGCCGCCACCGUUGCACCACGUCCCCGGGGACGGCCAAAGAAGCUUUCGACGGCGGCGGCGGAGAGCAGUCAGUUGCUGGAUGCGGACCGGACGAUCAAGUCGGAGCAGGCCGAUCCGCCGAAAAAAUCCUGGCCCUCGAGGCGUACGAGCACGGCGCCGCGGGCUUCCAUGGCGGCCGCUCCCAGCCUCGCUCCCCCGACGCCCAGAGCGCCCUUGUCCCCGGAGGCGACGACGGCCCACGGCUCACCCCUCGCCGACAUCACCACGGCCAGCGUGAACACGCAGGCGGCCGACGAAACGACGCAGGCGGCCGUCAAGCCCAUCAAGCCCUUCGACGCCGUCUUGGAUCGUCCCAUCGACAUCGUGCUCAAGCAGCGAACGGUGACGAUAGCGCCCGCCGUCGAGGAUGCGACGGCGCCGAAGCCUCGAACCGUCCUCACCUACCUCAUCCUCAACAACUUCAAGAGCUACGCCGGCCGCCAAGAGGUCGGUCCCUUCCACGCCUCCUUCUCCUCCGUCGUCGGCCCCAACGGAUCCGGCAAGUCCAACGUCAUCGACUCCCUGCUCUUCGUCUUCGGCUUCCGAGCCAGCAAGAUGCGUCAGGGCAAGAUAUCCGCCCUCAUCCACAACUCGGCCCAGCAUCCGAGCCUCGACUUUUGCGAGGUCGAGGUCCAUUUUCAAGAGGUCGUGGACCUGCCCGCCGGCGGCCACGAGGUCGUGCCGGAUUCCGCCCUCAUCAUCUCUCGAAAGGCCUUCAAGAACAACUCGAGCAGAUACUACAUCAACGGCAGGGAGUCCAACUUCACCACCGUCACCACCCUCCUUCGCGACCGCGGCGUCGACCUGGAUCACAAGCGAUUCCUCAUCCUCCAGGGCGAGGUCGAGUCGAUCGCGCAAAUGAAGCCAAAGGCGGCCAGCGAGCACGACGACGGCCUCCUCGAGUACCUCGAAGACAUCAUCGGAACCUCGAGGUACAAGACGCCCAUCGAGGAGGCGGCGACGGAGGUGGAGACGCUCAACGAAAUUUGCAUGGAAAAGAGCGGCCGCGUCCAGCACGUGGAAAAGGAAAAGCACAGCCUCGAGGACAAGAAGGAAAAGGCGCUCGCCUACAUCAGGGACGAGAACGAGCUCGCGACGAAGCAGUCGGCGCUGUACCAGCUCCACCUUUACGAGUGCGGCGACACCAUCGCCGUCACGGAGGAGUCCAUCGGACGGAUGCAAGCCCAGCUUGACGAGGAACUCGAGAAGCACGACGGCAGCGAGCAGGUCAUCAAGGACCUCGGCAAGAGAUAUGCCAAGGGCAGCAAGGAGUUUGAGGCGCAGGAGAAGCAAACCCAGGCUCUCGUCCAGGAGGUGGCCAAGUUUGAGCAGGAGAGGGUCAAGUUCGACGAGAAGCAAAAGUUCCUCGAGGACAAGAGGAAAAAGCUGGACAAGACCAUCGGCAACGCCCAGACGUCGACGGCCGAGGCGGACGAGACCAUCGACGAGUGCGGCCGGGACAUUGAGGAUCGAACCCAGCAGGUCGCCGACCUCGAGGAGCGAGUCAAGUCCGAGGAGGCCGAGCUCGCCAAGAUCCGAGACGGCCUCAAGGGAAAGACGCAGGCGUUUUCCGACCAGAUUGCGAGCAAGCAAAAGUCGCUGGAGCCGUGGGUGGAAAAGAUCAACCAGAAGCAGUCGGCCAUCGCCGUCGCCGAGAGCGAGAUGGCCAUCCUCCAAGAAAAGGCCAACGCCGGCGCCGUCGCGCUCGAGGAGCUCCGAGCAAAGCUCGCCUCGACCGAGGACGGCAAGGCGGCCAAGGUCGAGGAGCUCAAGGAGUGCGAGGCGGAGAAGGCCAAGCUGCUCAAGGAAGCGGAGAAGCUCGAGUCGGAGCUCGAGGUGCUCGCGGCCCAGGAGCCCAAGUUCCGGUCGAAAAUCUCCAACGCGCGGCAAAAGGCCGACGAGGCUCGCUCGAGCCUCGCCAGCAGCCAGACGCGCGGCAACGUGCUGACGGCCCUCGUCCGCAUGCGGGAGUCGGGUCGCAUCGACGGCUUCCAGGGCCGUCUGGGAAACCUGGGCACCAUCGACCAAAAGUACGACGUGGCGGUCUCGACGGCCUGCGGCGCCCUCGACAACUUCGUGACGGAAACGGUCGAGGCCGGCCAGCAGUGCAUCGAGUACCUGAGGAAGAACAACCUCGGCCGCGGCAACUUCAUCUGCCUCGACAAGCUCAGGGCCCGUGACAUGUCGCCGAUGCAGACGCCCGAGAACGCGCCUCGGCUCUUCGACCUCGUCAAGGCCAAGGAGGAUCGGUUCCGGCCCGCCUUCUACCACGCGAUGCAGGACACCCUCGUCGCCGCCGACCUCGCCCAGGCGAACCGCAUCGCCUACGGCGCCAAGAGGUGGCGCGUCGUGACGCUCGACGGCGAGCUCAUCGACAAGUCCGGCACCAUGUCCGGCGGCGGCUCGACCGUCAAGAAGGGGCUCAUGUCGGCCAAGCUCGUCGCCGACACGACCAAGGAGAACGUCGCCAAGCUCGAGGAGGAUCGAGACACGUGGGAGGCCAAGUUUCAGGAAUUUCAAGAGUACCAGCGGGAGUGCGACGGCAGGCUCCGGGAGCUGAAGGCUCAGAUGCCGCAGCUCGACACCAAGAUGCAAAAGAUUGGCCUCGAGAUCGAGAGCGCGACGCGGAACCUUGCCGACGUCCAACGUCGGAUCAAGGAGGUCAGCAAGGAGCACCAACCGUCGGCGUCGGACUCGAGCCGCAUCCAGGCGCUGGAGAGGGAGAUGGCCAAGCUCGGCGGCGAGAUCGACGGCAUUCGGGGCGAGACGGCGAGCGUCGAGGAGGAGAUCAAGGCGCUGCAGGACAAGAUCAUGGAGGUUGGCGGCGAGAAGCUGCGGGCGCAGCGGGCCAAGGUGGACGGGCUCAAGGAGGACAUCAGCUCGCACAACGACGAGCUCUCGAGCGCCGAGGUCCGACGAGCCAAGGCGGAGAAGCAAAAGGGCAAGCUCGCCAAGGACAUGGCCAAGGCGAACAAGGAUCGGGAGGCGGCCGCCAGGGAGCUCGAGAAGCUGCAGGACGACAUCGGCCACCAAGGCGAGAGGGCCGACGAGCUCAGGGCGCUCGUCGAGGAGGCCGAGGAGGGCCUCGGGUCCAAGAAGGAAGAGCUCGCGUCGGUCAAGAAGGAGCUCGACGAGAAGACGUCGGGGCUCAACGAAUGCCGCGCCUUUGAGAUUGAAAUUCGCAACAAGCUCGAGGAGGGCCAGAAGACGCUGGCGGAGAAUCAGAAACGGCUGCGCUACUGGGACGAUAAGCUGUCGAAGCUGGCGCUGCACAUAAUCGAGGAUCUCAUCGGCGAGCCCGCGGCCAAGGUCGAGGAGGCGGACGAUGUCGAGAUGGCCGACGAUGUCGAGAUGGCCGACGAUGUCGAGAUGGCUGACGACGUCGAGAUGGCCGACGCGCCAUGCCAAGAGGACGACGCCGACGCCGGUGCGGGCCAUGAUCUGCGGGAGCUGCCGAGAUACACGCCCGACGAGCUCGCGGACAUGAGCAAGGAUGGGCUCAAGAGCGAGAUUGCGGCGUUGGAGGAGAAGACGCAAAACGUCAGCGUCGACCUCGGCGUGCUGGCCGAGUACCGUCGCAGGGUCGAGGAGCACGCGGCGCGCUCGUCGGACCUCCAGUCGGCCAUCGCCCAGCGCGACUCGGCCAAGAAGCGGUGCGACGACCUGCGACGGAUGCGGCUCGAGGGCUUCAUGGAGGGCUUCAGCACCAUCUCGCUGCGGCUCAAGGAGAUGUACCAGAUGAUCACCAUGGGCGGCAACGCCGAGCUCGAGCUCGUCGACAGCCUCGACCCCUUCAGCGAGGGCAUCCUCUUCAGCGUGAUGCCGCCGAAGAAGAGCUGGAAGAACAUUGGCAACCUGUCGGGCGGCGAGAAGACACUGAGCAGCCUGGCCCUCGUCUUCGCCCUGCACCACUACAAGCCGACGCCGCUGUACGUCAUGGACGAGAUCGACGCCGCCCUCGACUUUAGAAACGUCUCCAUCGUCGCCAACUACAUCAAGGAGCGGACGAAGAACGCGCAGUUUGUCGUCAUCUCGCUGCGCAACAACAUGUUUGAGCUGGCCGCGCGUCUCGUCGGCGUCUACAAGGUCAACCACAUGACCAAGAGCGUGACGAUUGAAAACCGCGACUACAUCUCGCGGCCGCAGCCGGCGCCCUCGCAGCGACCUCCGGGGCCGGGACAGUCGACGACGCUCGCGAUGCGGUGA